CAUUCACACCACAUUGCAAGUGACUGAAAACAACAUUGUGUUCACCCCUCUCAGGGAAUAUUUCCAUUUUAACAGGGAACAAUCCCUGGACCCACAGGAAUGAAUCCCCAGUGGUGGAGUUUCAGGCAUCAGUGACAGGCUGAACCCAGACUCCCAGGGCACAUGGUUGCACGAGAUGAAUGAUGGCCUGAACUAUGAACAAACAGGACUAUAUGAACACUUGGGUACAGGAGCCCCCUCUUGACUACUCCUUCAGAAGCAUCCACAUCAUUCAAGAUCUGGUAAAUGAGGAGCCAAGGACAGGGCUACGAACACUGAAGCGUUCAAAGUCGGGGAAAUCACUGACCCAGUCCCUGUGGUUGAACAACAAUGUCCUCAAUGAUCUGAGAGACUUGAACCAGGUGGCUUCAAAGCUGUUGGAGCACCCAGAGAACCUGGCCUGGAUCGACCUGUCCUUUAAUGACCUGACUUCCAUUGACCCUGUCCUAACAACUUUCUUCAAUCUGAGUAUCCUUUAUCUUCAUGGCAACAGCAUCCAGCACCUGGGGGAAGUGAAUAAGCUGGCCAUCCUUCCUCGGCUCCGGAGCCUGACACUCCAUGGGAACCCCAUGGAGGAAGAGAAGGGGUAUAGCCCAGGUUGCCCAAGUGUCCUCAGGCAAUUUGAUCCAGUUCCCAGCAGCAAGAGACAGAAGCUGUGGGCUUUGCCCCAUCACCUCUAAACUCCCAGAGACCCCUUACUCCCUAAAAUACACGUUCAGUAUUAAAGAGCUACAAAUACAAAAUGUUUGACAAAUAUAAAACUAUGUAUUUCUAAGGAAAGCUGGCUCCUUAAUGAGACCCAAGUUAGCUUCCUAUGUCUGUCCUCCCAGCUCCACUUCAGAGAGAUCUUCCUGCAGGACAGGGUAGUCUCUUCCCUAUCAGAGGUUAUUCAAGAAGGUUAGUUGAUCACUUCUCAGCCUUUUAGCUAAGAUCAAGUGAAGAACGAGGUUGUUUUCUUGAAAUCUAGACUUAAAGAAGAGGUCAUGCUACCCCCUUCAGAGUAGACAAAUAUCACCCAACUCCCAAAGUAUGAGUGGAGCAUGGGGUAGGCUUGUCACACCUAGGUUCAUCUCUGCGUCAGUGUAACCCAAGAGGCAGGGUUUAACUGUCUAACCUAGCACAGAUACAUAGCAGCCUGCCCAUGACUGGCCACCUGGUCUAGGGGCAUGGCUGAGACAGCCUGGCCCUGUGGAUAACGUACAUGGCUUGGCAUCACAACACCUGGGCUAUAGCAUUUCAGCUUGACUAAAUCACUUAGUUUCUCUGAACUUCUUCCUCACCUUUAAAUAGACAUAA
Messenger RNA from Callithrix jacchus (white-tufted-ear marmoset), 1335 nucleotides. RefSeq names its product leucine rich repeat containing 51 (gene LRRC51). Lineage: Eukaryota; Metazoa; Chordata; Mammalia; Primates; Cebidae. Gene Ontology annotation, molecular function: protein binding. The record is from RefSeq and is a predicted model, not a curated record.